This is a messenger RNA of Drosophila innubila, 2086 nucleotides long. It is a transcript of the gene Dgkepsilon, whose product is annotated as diacylglycerol kinase epsilon. The record is from RefSeq and is a predicted model, not a curated record. Gene Ontology annotation, molecular function: ATP-dependent diacylglycerol kinase activity. Bases 84 to 1739 code for a protein of 551 amino acids. The transcript is spliced from 4 exons. NCBI's taxonomy places the organism in Eukaryota, Metazoa, Arthropoda, Insecta, Diptera, Drosophilidae.
GCCAGGGUGUAAAUUAAAAAUAAAACAUAAACACGAAAAAAUGUAAUAAUUCUUGUAAUUAAGAAUAACAGCUGUGCACAGAAAUGGAUAUUGCCCAUAUUGAGCUUAGCGUGGAGGCGCUUAUAGGUUCCCUUGUGGCGCUGGGCGUGUUCUUUUUCCUAUGUCGCAGCAUUCUAGCCGAAGAUAUUGUAAUUUGCAUAUCGGGCAAAACACGUCACAGUUGGAAAUCAAUAAAGAUACUCGAACAGGCCUGCUUCUGCAAUGUGUGUGAGAUUCUGUUGACUCCCUCCGCCGGACUCUUCUGCGACUGUUGUGGGCUGUGCACCCACUCUGCGCCGGCGUGUCAGCGCCAGGCAGACGCCGCUUAUCACUGCAAAGAUAAGUGGCUGCGCAAUGUGGAUGAAGUGCGUCAUUUGUGGGUACGCGGUAAUUUGCCAAUGAGCUACAGUUGCGCCGAGUGCGGCCAGGAAACAGAACCGGAUCAUCCGCAGGAUACGAGUAGUGCAGGACCCGGUCUAUAUGGCUGGCGAUGUGCUUGGUGUCAGCGCUGCUAUCACGACAACUGCUACCAGAAGGUGGACACCAAGGCUGCCUGUGACUUUGGCGAGUUUCGUGACAUGAUCUAUCCACCUUACUGCAUUGUGGCGGCCCGAACCCGUGAAUCCGUGCGUCUGCACCUGGCGGGCAUUAAGCCGCCCAAUAUUGACAACUGGGAGCCACUGAUUGUUAUUGCCAAUACCAAAUCUGGCAGCAGUACAGGCUCGAGUGUCCUGUCGCUGCUGCGUGGCUAUCUGCAUCCAAUGCAGGUCAUGGAACUGGGCACACGAGGGCCACAGGAUGCCCUGCAGUGGGCGGCCAAGACAAGUCCACGUCCGUGUCGCAUACUGGUGGCGGGAGGCGAUGGCACCAUAGGCUGGGUACUCAACACCAUCUAUACACUGAACAUCAAACCUCAACCGUCGGUGGCAAUAAUGCCGCUGGGCACGGGCAACGAUUUGUCCCGGAUUCUUGGCUGGGGCGCUGAGCCGCCCUCAACGCUGGAUCCGCUGCAGAUACUGAGGAGCAUUCGACGUGCCCGUUCUGUGAAUCUCGAUCGAUAUGAUCUGCAAAUUGAGAAGCUGCAUUAUCGCCUGCCCAUACAAAGACAUCCCAUCAAGACCAUCCAUGUGUAUAACUAUUUCAGCGUGGGCGUGGAUGCCUAUAUUACCUACAACUUCCACAAGACACGGGAAUCGAGAUUCUAUCUGCUCAGCAGUCGCAUAUUUAACAAGCUGUUGUACUUUACAUUUGGUACGCAACAGGUCAUGCAGCCGGACUGCGAACGCAUUGAGCAGAAACUAAUCCUGCAUCUGGAUAAUAAGCUAGUCGAGCUGCCGGAACUGCAAUCCCUGGUCUUUCUCAACAUUGACUCGUGGGGCGCCGGUUGCAAAUUGUGCGAGCUGAGCAACUCCAAUGGCGAGGGUCGCAUUAUCAAUUCCAUUUCCGAUGGCAUGAUGGAGGUCUUUGGCAUUGUCUCAUCCUUUCACAUUGCCCAGCUGCAGUGCAACAUAAGCAAACCCGUGCGCAUUGGACAGGCCAAACAAAUAAGGCUGCAAGUGAAUGCCACGGUGCCCAUGCAGGCGGAUGGCGAGCCCUGGAUGCAGACUCCGGCAGAUAUACGGCUGCAGUCCCGAAGCCAAGCACGUGUGCUGAAACUCGAGCCAACUUUAACCACCCAACAGGAACAACAGCAGCAGUAGUAACAGCUACUAAACUAGUCCUAAUUUAUAGAAUUGAAUCUUGUACUUAACUCUCGCUAGUGUAAUAACUAUUCCGUUAUCCUUCUGUCCUAUACGAAUUUACCUUUAAGUUUGAAAAUCUUACUAUAUAUUAGAUUGUAAGUAGCAAAGAUCCAAAAAUCUCAUUAUACCAUAUACCAUUGGCUAUAAAGCAGCUAACUAAAUAAAACCCCCCCUAAUAUCAGGGAUGCCACAGAUAUUGAAACCAACCAAAAAUCUUCAAAAAAUUGAGUUUUGGGAGAUUAUCUAUUGGUUUUAAUUUCUGUGAUACUCCAGUAUAUAUGAUUAGGGUGUAUAGAUUUUUUUCA